Molecule: messenger RNA, 1233 nt
Organism: Anopheles marshallii
Lineage: Eukaryota; Metazoa; Arthropoda; Insecta; Diptera; Culicidae
Product: galactosylgalactosylxylosylprotein 3-beta-glucuronosyltransferase S
Exons: 6
Coding region: 1-1233 (410 amino acids)
Biological process (GO): chondroitin sulfate proteoglycan biosynthetic process; carbohydrate metabolic process
Cellular component (GO): Golgi membrane
Molecular function (GO): galactosylgalactosylxylosylprotein 3-beta-glucuronosyltransferase activity
Source: RefSeq, a predicted model, not a curated record
AUGGCAGUGGCUCGAUCUUCUUCCGUCCUACGGCAGAAAAAAAUGCUCAAAUUCGCUGUUCCGUGCUUGCUGCUGCUCGCUGUUGUGUUUUUCGUGUACAACAAAGACAAAAAACACGAAAGCGAAGAAACGAAUGUCCUUACACGGUUAGAUCUGCCAUGGAGAAGCAAGAAAGGGUUCCCACGCAAAGAAGAUUACGAGAAAGAAUAUCCGUUGUUGCUGGAAAAUGAGCAGUUGGUAGUUUGCUACGAAAGUUACACAGACCACCGGAAGUCAUUGUACACUACAACCAGCUUGUCCGAGACAACGGAAGAGCCCAGCACUACACAACGGAACCAUCAACAGCACCAGCAACUAUUGCAAUCGUUGCAACUGUUCAAUGGGACCGAACCGAUGAUAUAUUUUGUUACGCCGACCUACCCGAGACGGGAGCAGAUACCGGAAAUAAUUCGACUCGGACAAACGCUGAUGCACGUGGCCCGGCUGCACUGGAUCGUGGCCGACGACACGAGCAGUUGUAGCGCUACGUUAAACAGUCAUAUUAAAAAGUUUGGCAUACCGUACACCCUGCUCGCUAGCCCCAUGCCAGAGAUGUACCGUGCUCGGAAGAAUGCACCCCGCGGUGUCGCCAAUCGACGUGCGGCACUAAACUGGAUACGGCAAAAUCAGAAGAAAACGGGCGUCCUCUACUUUGGCGAUGACGACAACACGUUCGAUCUGAAGCUAUUUAGUGAGAUUCGGUACACGAAGAAAGUUUCUAUGUUUCCGGUGGGACUGAUUGGGGACUACGCCAUCAGUACGCCCAUCGUGCGAAACGGUCGCGUGGAGGGUUUCUUCGAUUCGUGGCCGGCCAAACGUAAGUGGCCAGUGGAUAUGGCCGGGUUUGCGGUCAGUCUCGAGUACCUGGCACUCAGCCCUAACGCAACGAUGCCGUACAAGGCCGGCUAUGAGGAGGACGAAUUUUUGAAGAGCAUCGGGCUGAAGCUGGAAGACAUUGAGCCGAAGGCGCGCAACUGCACGGAAAUUCUCGUGUGGCACACGCAAACGAAGAGCAGCAAAUCGCCGACCGUACGAAUCUCAAUGGACCGGCAGAAGUUAGAUAAGCUGAAUCUGGGCACACUGUUGAGCCGGCUGGAAAGCAUGGGAGUGAAUCAUAUCAGCGAAUCGGAAGGAACCACAGCCCAGGCCAUUGUGAAUGGCAGUGUCAAACCUUUGUCGUUUUGGUUUAGCUAA